Copidosoma floridanum is the source of this 1607-nucleotide messenger RNA. RefSeq lists its product as uncharacterized. Gene Ontology annotation, biological process: regulation of transcription by RNA polymerase II. NCBI's taxonomy places the organism in Eukaryota, Metazoa, Arthropoda, Insecta, Hymenoptera, Encyrtidae. The record is from RefSeq and is a predicted model, not a curated record. Gene Ontology annotation, molecular function: DNA-binding transcription factor activity, RNA polymerase II-specific; RNA polymerase II cis-regulatory region sequence-specific DNA binding. Gene Ontology annotation, cellular component: nucleus.
AUGGCUAUGAGCUACCUGAAGGCGGUCGAGUCGGCGACCAACGGGUCCUCGUCAACCGGAGUCCCGGGCCGCUCGCUGGCAGGUACCACGGCCACCGGCACAACAGGCCACCAGUACCAGCACCACCACCACCACCACCACCAAGUGCCUCACCACCUCAACCACCACCUGAACCACCACCACCACCCGGGCCACGUGUCCUCCACGGCUGCGGCAGCCGCGGCCGCUGCUGCUGCCGCCGCGGCGGCCGCCCAUCACUCGCUCGGCAUGGGCCAUCCUCACCACGCGGCCGCCGCCGGCCACCACCCGGGCCUCGGCACGCCCUUCUUCGCCAGCCACGCGCCCCAUCACCCGCACCCCCUCGACGGCCACGGACUCGCCGCUGCCUUCCCCCAAGGCAUGAACCAGAGGAAGCAGCGCAGGGAAAGGACGACCUUCACCCGGGCCCAGCUCGACAUACUCGAGAGCCUGUUCGGAAAGACGAGGUACCCGGACAUCUUCAUGCGCGAGGAGGUCGCGGUCAAAAUCAACUUGCCAGAGUCCAGGGUUCAGGUGUGGUUUAAAAAUCGUCGGGCCAAGUCGCGCCAGCAAAACAGCACGCACCAACACCAACAGGCCCAGAACGAAAAAAAGCUGACGGCAGCCAACUCGGCGAGUCUCAUGUCGAACGGCUCCUCAGUAGCCACUAUCACCAGCCACACCCACAACAACAGUAAUAAUAACAACAACAGCAGCAACAACAACAACAACAACAACAACAACAACAAUAACAAUAACUCGCCACCUCGAGUCAAGGAGGAGUCGGGUGCUGUCGGUGCCCACUCGCCGCACGGGAGCCACAUCGGGGUGGCGAGCGCAGCCAACUCGGCGGGCGCCGUCUCGAUAGCGAGUAGCCACGCCAUCAACGUCAACCACCACGCGGCGGUUUACCCGAGGCUGGGCGCCACACCGGGUGCCACGAGCAGCGUCGGCAGCAACGUGAACACACCCUCGCCAACCCCGUCGCAGGUAUCGACCGGCUACGCUCCCAACCAGAUGCUCCACCAGCACCACUCGGCCCACCACCAGCAACAUCACCAGCACCAACAACAACAACAACAACAACAACAACAACAACAACAACAACAACAGCAGCAGCAGCAACAGCAACAGCACCAACACCAACAACAUCAGCAACAGCAGCAGCAGCAGCAGCAGCAGCAGCAUCAUCAGCUCGGCGAGGCCGGGACGGGGGCGUCGAUGUUCUGGCCGCACGCCAACAGUCCCAGUAGCGUCGCGACGAGCAUGAACGGCCAGCACUACUCGGCGGCGGCGGCGGCGGCCGCUGCGGCCCAGGCGUACAACGCCUACCAGAAUCACGCGGCUUACGCGACGAGCGACUACUACCAGAGCCCGAUGCAGCACGUCCAUCCCCAGGCGAGCUACCACGGCCAGUACCACGCGCACCACCACCACCACCAUCACGCGGCCGCGGCCGCGGCAGCCGCAGCCCAGCACAUGAGCCUCGCGGGUAGCGUGUCGCAUCACCACCUGAACACCGGCCUCGCCGAGGAGUCGCUCGCCGACUACGUGCUACCCGAGACCAAGUACCAGAUGGUCUAGCAACA